ACUAGCGAUUGGCGAUUAGUAAACGCGGUGGCAUCGUGAAAAUAAGCAGAAACAACGGCGACAGCGACGAGGACGGUCAAGAGUCUGUGCGCGCUCUUUUGGGGCUCCGACUUCCCGCCGUCCCGCCCGAUGUUAUGUCGUUUGCCGUCGCGAACCUGGUGAAUGUUGCAUUCCGGUCGCGACGACAGGCCGCCGCAAUUAACGUCUCGCAGAACGGGAACGAGGGCGCCUGGCCGUGCGCGUAUUUACGUACACGAGCAAAUGGCAAUCAUGAUCGUUGAACAGUGUCGAUGAUAUUAGAUUGAAUUGUCCUUGGAUAUGUCGUUUACUGGUGAGCUAGAUGUCUGUGGAGAAGUGGCACCCCAAGAGAUAGUCGCAAAGCCUGUCUUUAUGGAGGUUGAACGACAACAAUGCAUGUCUCUGCUAAAACAAGAUGGUAUUGGGGAAAGUCCGGUUGUCCAUGAAGAGAUAAUUGUGAAUACCAAUGGAUAUUCACAGGACAGAGUCGACAGCCAGAUAAAAUCAACGAUGUAUUUUGAAGAGAAUCUAGAAAACUGUGAUGUGUCCAAACUCGAAGAGACUAUAAAUACCGUUUCAUUGACCGACAAUUCAUCAGUCAUCGAGACUUGGGAUUAUGAAGACGUUGAGACAUCUGCUUUGAAAGAAAAUGAGUCUGAAGAACAAGAGGACGACGAAGAGACAAUCGCCACUUUCGUUACCGCGGCGGGACAACAGUUGGCUCUCUAUGCCGUGGAACACUCGGACGAGAUAUUCGCCGUGGCGGUCUACAACAAUGAGUCCGACGAACCUCCGAGUAACUUUCAGUUUCUUAUGAAAGCAGAUGUGGAACGUCUAAUAGGCGAGGGUGCUGUGCGAACGGUGAAAAAGCCGUCGCAGAUGAAGAAACGAGUGUUUACUGCCCAACCACCGACGUUUUAUUGCAAAGAGGAAUCCGAGGAAAUAAACGACAAAAUUUUCGACUGCGAUAUAUCGGUCGAUAAUAAGAAGAAUGUUACACAAGAAGAGAACAGUAUAGAACGCAAUUAUGAAACUUAUCAAAACUAUAGUGAUUUUAAAAAUAAUUUGAACUCUAGUGAUAGUGUUGACACAGGUGUCGAACAAUCGGAUAUUACAUAUCUCAUGAUGGAUGACAAUUUUGCCAAUAUUGAUGAGCCACCGGAUGAAUGUCGAGACAAUCUCGAAUUCCAAGACGAGUUGAUGGAACAUUCAACAGUGCAAUACAUUCUCUUAGAGGCCGACCGUCAGUCGGACUCGGAAUUGACGUUCGACGAGAUCCUGACGACGUUGCAGAAUACGAAGGUUUCUCACAAAAAAUCUUUGGAAACGGAUUAUAAGAAAUUCGAUGAGUCGCAUGAUUCAAGUAUCCAGCAAAAUUUGCCUGAAUCUUUAACUAUGAUCGAGACAUCGUUGAAUGAAGACGCAGGUGAACAUGAGUCUCGUGUGUCAUCGCCGAUUAACCGAACUUCCGUUUUGGAGAGCGAUCGGCAGAAAUUAAUCGACGCGUUGACCGAUUCGCCGACAACGAUGAUCACUCCGCAGACGCCAUUGAGGGUCAAGCGGUCGCGAAAGCAGCAAUUGGUCUCGGUAGAUCGCGACGACGGAGAAAUCAUCAUUCAGCCUGCAUCGAUGAUGAAUGAGGAAAUAACUGGCAGAAAACGCACAGUUCGUCGACGCCAGUUAGCAUCGCAAAUACGCGUCGCUAUGGCCAACUCGAAGCGGACAAAGCGAGAUAAGAAGUCGAAGCGGCGAAAGGUCGUGGAAGUAAUCGAUUUGGAUGUCGACGAGGAAGAGCAACAAACGACACGCAACAUAGUGGAGAUCACGCUGGAUGAUAACAAAGACAAGUAUUCCAGCGACAAAGAGAACGAAAUCAUCAUGGUAAGGGACUCUGACUCCGAUGACAGCGACGAGGAAGAAGAGGAAGAUGACAAGGACGAACGGCAUCAUUCUCAUUUGACAAAACUCAACGGCGCAAGUACUGCUGCGAAAAAGAAAACUCAACGCUGCGAGUUUUGUUCUAGGAAUUUCCGACGGCCGCGUGUCUUCAAGAUGCAUUUUCGAUUUUGUAAAAAAAAAUAUCAGGAGAGGGUUCUCGAUCUCAAAACAAAAUCAGAGAAUGUAAAAAAAGAAUAUACUUGCAAGAUCUGUCAAGAGAAGUUCGACAUGGUUGUUGCCUUGGCGCGUCACACUCGCUUCGUGCAUUCGCAGAAAAAGAAGAACAAGCUGAGCCUCUCCCCAGUAAAAGCUCAAAGCAAAUCCCUAAGAUCAAUUCAAAAGGAAAUGGUUUCGACGGAAGAGGAGGAUUCAAUAGAUGAAGAUAGUACGACAAAGAGAGAACUCAGUAUGCUCGCCAGAGUAAAGAGAAAACGGAAACAAAUUAAUUAUUCGUUAAAUACGAAAAAGCUUAAUUGCGCGGACUGCGGCCGAUGGUUCCCAAGUUCCGCUCUGUUGGAUGCGCAUUGCUUGCAGCAUGGCACUAAAAGAUCAGAGCAACUACGCAAGUGCCGUAUCUGCAAGAAGCUCAUCAAGUCCAGGUUGCUAUUUCUACGACACUUACGAAUGCACAACGAUACACAACACAACUCUAGCAGCUCUUCCUCGUCCAGAAUGCUGCGGCAGAAGCUGCGCGCCCGGCCGAGCACGCGUAAAAUCACAUCGCCUCGAAAACGGGGUCGACCGAGGAAGUUUUGAUCUUUCUCGCUCGCGAGCAACGUGUACAAUACUAUAUUCAUAUCGCCGCCAACGCUCGAAUUUCGUUAAUCCAUUUUUUUUUUUUUUUUUUUUCAGAAAUAAUAAUUCAAAAUGACAUCACUUUUACGAUUAGCUUGUAUGUAAAUAGCACGUAAUGUUCACACUGUUCAUAUAUCUCUCUCGUCCAUUUAUGUUCGAAAAUCAUUUAGGAAAUCGGGAAACUUGAAAUUCAAGAUUGAGUUUUUUUUAUAAGUGAUAUUAGGUCAGGAAUUUCUCGCAGUUGUAUUUUACAAUGAGUAAACUUCAAUAAGUAAACUUGCAAUGAGUAAAUUCAACUUCUAUGUUAAAAACUUCAAGAUUUCAAAAUUAUUUUUUUUAAAAGCAAGGGUUAAUAAGGCCGUUUUUUGAACCGAUUUCCAUUAAACGAUUCUUUAUUGUUUUUUUUUCUCUCCGAGUUUGUCAACUUUUUUCUUGCUAAUUUCGAUAAAACUUUGCAUGGAGAAAAAGCAAGCAAUAGGAAGCAAAGAGCAUGGUAGAUUUGCUUGUAAUGAAUUGCUAUGAACUACUGAUUGAAAAAAUGUUUAUAAUCGAUUGUUAUAAAAAAAUCGAGUCUUUUGUUUUAUUUUUAAUACAAAAUACAAAAGAAUCUUUAAAAAAAUAAAAAAGAAUUGAUAAUCGAAAAAAUUAUGUAAUGGAAAUCGGAAAACGAUCUUAAAAAUAACCUUAAUUCUUUAAUGACGAUCAUCAGUGAGAAAAAAUCGAGAUUUUUAUUUUAAUAGUUCUAUUAGAAAACAAAAAAAAACCAUGUUACACUGAUGUAUGUCAAAGGAUGUACAUCAAGUGAAGAUUUCUUUUUAACAAUAUUCUGAUAAAGUAGAAAUGCUUGAAUCGCGAUUUUCUAAAAAGUUUCUAGCCAUGAUCCGUUGCUCCGAGAGACUUAUAGACACUCCAGGAUCUUAUUGAUCUCCGAUUAACACGCAUCACAUGCAACUAAGUGCCAACGGAUCUUUGUAAAUAAAGCGACACGACGGUAGAUUCGUUAGAAGUUCAACGAUACAGUUUGUGUAUAUAUACAUACCUGAUAGGAGAAAUACGCGUUGGUAAAUAACAAUGUAAGGUCGUGUAUAAACGUUGCGAUAUAUAUAUAUAUAAAUAUAUAUAUAAAUAUAUAUUGUAUUUGCCCUUACUUUGUUUAAUGCAAUAAAAUGAUAAAACAAGGCUGUGGA
This is a messenger RNA of Solenopsis invicta (red fire ant), 3938 nucleotides long. RefSeq lists its product as uncharacterized. The transcript is spliced from 9 exons. Gene Ontology annotation, cellular component: nucleus. NCBI's taxonomy places the organism in Eukaryota, Metazoa, Arthropoda, Insecta, Hymenoptera, Formicidae. The record is from RefSeq and is a predicted model, not a curated record. The coding region runs from base 319 to 2712 and encodes 797 amino acids.